GUGGAGCCGGAGUCCACCGGGGCCCUAGUCUCAGUCGGAGUUAAAGACCUAGCAAAAACGGGGCGGGCUGGGGCCACUGCCGGCCGACUUUCCGAAAGCUUCUCCCUCGCGCCCCCGGGGCCCGUGAAGGCGCCGGCUCCAGGCGGCGGGCCCCACCGCUGCAGACAGGCUCCGCGGAGGUCGGCGCCCGGGGCAGCGCGCAAGGCUGGCGGCCAGGAGUUGGAGGAGCCCCAGGAGCGCGCGCGCCGGGCCACUGCCGGCCCUGGUGCUGCUCCUGUUCGUGCUGGGGCUGGUGCCGGAACGUGCGGCAGAAAGUCCCUGGGGACUGCCUUUAGUGGCAGAUGGCCCGGUUCCGUUAGCAAAGGUGUUGAUGGCAGAACUAGCCAAACUGCAGCUGGAAGACAAGCCAUGGCCAAGAGGGACUCACUCCCUCCGCUACCACUACCUGGCCCUGUCAGCGCCAGGCCCGGACCUCCCCCAGUUUCUGGCUGUAGGCUAUGUGGACGACCAUCCCUUCAUCCAGUAUGAUAGUCGUGUGGACAGGGCUGAGUCCCAGGUCCCAUGGAUGGCGCCCCUGGAUGCCCAGUACUGGGAGACAGAGACCCAGAAGCAGAGGGUCUGGGCGAAGGUGCAGCAGGUGGAGACAUGGAUGGUGAUGGGCUACCACAACCACAGCAGCGGCACGCACAGCACGCAGCGCAUGUUUGGCUGUGAGGUCCAGGAGGACGGCCGCUCCAGCGCCUUCUGGCAGUUUGGCUUUGACGGGCAGGACCACCUGUCUCUGGAUCUGGACACGCUGAGCUGGGUGUCAGCCAAGCAUGUGGCCAUAGGGACCAAGCGCUGGUGGGAGGCCGAGCGCUGCUACGCAGAAUAUGACAAGGCUUACCUGGAAAGCAUCUGCCUCAGCUCCCUGCGCAGGUACCUGGAGCUGGGAGGCCAGACCUUCACUCGGAGAGAGCCACCUAGAGUGCACGUGACAGGCCGCACAGCCCAGGCUGGGGGCACCAUGCUGAAGUGCUGGGCCCUGGGCUUCUACCCACAGGACAUCUCAUUGAGCUGGUGGCUGGGUGAGGAGGAGCUAGCUCUCGAAACCGAGUAUGUGGAGACACGGCCCAACGGGGAUGGCACCUACCAGACGUGGGCGGCCGUAUGGGUGCCGGCUGGGAAGGAGGCCUUGUAUGCCUGCCACGUGCAGCACUCCAGCCUGGACCAUGUGCUCACUGUGGCCUUGGAACUGCCCUCUCACCAGUGGAUGACCUCCAUCACCGUUGUUAUCACCAUUCUCUUGCUGGUGGCUGGAAUUGUGUUCUUGGUCAGGAGGUGCUGUCAAGGUGGAACAGGCCCUCGCUGUUACCAAAGUCCAGAGGGAGCAAGGGCUGCUCAGCAACUCUGCUGACAAGUCCACCAGCUCAGCUCAGCAAGGUGUUCUGGAGCCUGGAGGUCCCCUGCACUGGCUGGCUGACAGGUGUGAUCUGACUGUGAAGGGCCCACCCUGCCCCAAAACAGCCCUCAGCCCCACCAACCUCGUUGCAGCCAGCCUGUGCUGCCAAGAUGGCUUUGCAUUUUCCUGAAAUCCUCUGAAAAUGCUUAAUAGCUUCCAGUCUGGAGUGCAGUAAAAACACCUCAUGUCGGUUCACAAAUGACAAUUUGCAGAAUGACUUCCCAUUAAGCGUUAAGUCCUGCUUAAGAGUGUUAAGCCUGUUACAUUGUACUUUGUAGGCAGUGUUCCUCUCUUCCCCACUUCCUCAGCACAGAAGCCAAGGCUCUGGGCAGCUAAGGAAGAGCCAGAAAAACAGCUUAGGGACCUGUGAGGGUGGCAUCCUGCAUCCUUCUGCAGUGCAGGGAAGAAGUGGCCAGAAGUCUGCCUCUCCGUAUGUGUGUACAUAUGCUCCCGUUUGUAAAAUAGAUCAGACUCAGGGGGAAGCGAAAUGUGUGGGUGUCUGUACGUCCAGGGAGAGAAAAUCCCAGGGUAAAAUACCUCUAAAACCAAAAUUAGUCAAAGGAGAGAAAGUUUAAAAUCCGUUUUUUGCAUAUAAACUGCAGUCCAGGGCCAUUUCUCUCUCCUACUCCAGCAAAAGCAAAACCAGAACUACCCCUAACCUCUCAGGUUCAGACACGCCCUCUGUUGCCCAGGUAAUUACCCAUUGACUUGGAGAUGAACUCUCCAACCCUGAGGAUAUGCAAAUGCACUAAAGCCAGGUGAGAUAUUCUGGAAAUGUUACAAUUUUACCCACAGGCCACCCCUCCAGAAAUCUCGCCUUACAAUCUACUGUUCCCCUUCUUCCGUAAUGGUCACUGGGCAAGAAAACUGGAGUAUUGUGACCAGACUAAUGACAUAUAAUAGCAACAGCAAUAAAAUUAUGACAAUCCUCAAGCCAGAGGAUUCAGCCUAUGCAGAUUAAGUGGAUGUGCUUUACAGCACAAUCUCUCACCAAGCACAAAAUAUUUAAUACACUAUUAUUAUCACUUGCUACACUUGUUUACUCAUUCCUAACAACCAUGCUAGAUUACUCACAAAACUUUUACUGAACAUUAGACAAAGUUGAGCCUUUUAAGCAUUUUUUCUUGACAACAGCAAUUAAAAUCAUGAUAAUCCUCAAGACAGAGGAUUCAGCUGGGUUCAAAGUCCCAUGCAGAUAAGUAUUUAUUGACUGAUAAAAUGGGAUUACAGAAGCAGGGAGAUGGGGACCCUAGCCCUCUAUAGAAGGCCUAAAAGGGCUUCCUGCAGUGAUGGAACUGUCCUAAAUUUGUGCUAACACAGUAGGUACCACUACAUGAUUUUUGCUCUCUUGAAGUGUGGCUAGGGCAACUCAGGAACUGAAUUUUAAAUUGUAUUUUGAUUAAUUUUAAAUAGUCGCUACCAAAUCAUACUGAACUUUCAGUUCCACACAAAGAAGGCACGUUGAAUUCUGGUCCUUCCUAGGACCCUCAGGAGUAGCAUAGCAAGUCCAAACGAAAGAUGAAGAAAUGAGACAAGUUUCUUUACCCAAUCAGGAGAGGUGAGCUCACAGUUAAUAUUUUUAGGCAUAAAAGGAGGAAAUAUUUAAAAGAAGGAUUUCUUGUAUUUUUUUCCAUCUGACCAAAAUGGCCUUGUGACGGGAGAACACUAAUGGAAAGUAGCUAAAAAAAACAAACUUUAUUACUCCUUCCCAAAAAGAGCUGGGGCUGGGGCCUCAAAAGAGUCUAUAAGUACAAACAAGGCUUUAUUUGGUGACUGACUCUUUGGAAAUGGGGUGUAAGGCAAAAUCUAGUAUUGAGGCAAAUCAAGUGGGUUUUUCCCUUUCUCCUUUCACACCAUGUCAGUGGUGAAGAGGUCUGGGAAUUCUGAAAGGGAAAACAGUUUGUGCUGGCAGUGUUAGUAAGAGAAGAGGAAAUGAGAGGUUCUGUAAGGGAAUGCAAGAAACACCCUAGAGCGAGAGCCACCCAGUUUCCAUACCCUAAGGGGGAUGAAACUCGUGGGGACGAGACUCGUGACAAGACGUUAAGGGAUGCUCAAGCAAAGGUCAGGCAAGCGGCGGGUCCCUGUUUCAACUUUAUUGGUUAAAGCAUGGGGUGUGUUUUAACUUCAUUGGUUGUAGUAAUGUAUGGGCGUUGGUGUAAUAGCUGUGGAAAUCCUAUAUAAUCUAUACCUAAAGUUGCUUGGGGGUCGACAGCUCGGACUCGACCUGCGUGUCAGGGGAGGUGCUGUCGGCCCCAGCUAGCUGGCUGAAUAAAGACUUUGCUUGGAUUUA
Manis pentadactyla (Chinese pangolin) is the source of this 3731-nucleotide messenger RNA. Its product is annotated as H-2 class I histocompatibility antigen, Q10 alpha chain-like. Gene Ontology annotation, biological process: immune response. The coding region runs from base 371 to 1396 and encodes 341 amino acids. NCBI's taxonomy places the organism in Eukaryota, Metazoa, Chordata, Mammalia, Pholidota, Manidae. The record is from RefSeq and is a predicted model, not a curated record. The transcript has 7 exons. Gene Ontology annotation, cellular component: external side of plasma membrane.